Molecule: messenger RNA, 2256 nt
Organism: Monascus purpureus
Lineage: Eukaryota; Fungi; Ascomycota; Eurotiomycetes; Eurotiales; Aspergillaceae
Source: the annotation of a GenBank genome assembly
CUUCAGUCUCAACAUGGCUCGGUCUCUAGGACAUAAUCAAUGAAUUAACAUUGAAUACCGAUAUGUGUCGUCUGCAGAAGGCAAGGGAAUGCCCAGGGACUCUCGUCAAAGAGGUGGUAGUUCGAGUAUAGCUAGGCUAAGCCAACUUUGCCAAUAAUGGCUUCGGAUCUGGAGCUUUCUUCCACCUUUAUUCCAUCACUAUACAAACCAGCAGCAUUGCUUCCAAUUGCGCGACAUAGACAAAGUUUGCUCUAUCUUGUUGAAACUUAUCCCGUUACCAUAGUCGUUGGGCAGACUGGAAGCGGAAAAACAACACAGCUACCGCAAUAUCUUGACCAGGCAGGGUGGUGUGCAGAUGGGAAGACUAUAGCAGUGACGCAGCCGCGUCGCGUGGCUGCUACGACUAUCGCCGCCAGGGUAGCGGAGGAGAUGCGCUGUAAGGUUGGGGAAGAUGUGGGCUAUUCGAUUCGCUUUGAGGAUCUAACCUCAUCCGCAACAAGAAUCAAGUUCCUAACCGAUGGAAUGUUGCUUAGAGAGGCCCUUGUCGACCCUCUCCUAUCCCGGUAUUCGGUGAUCAUGGUCGACGAGGCCCAUGAGCGAUCGCUCAGCACGGAUGUCCUUUUGGGAAUCCUGAAGAAAAUUAUGAAGAAGCGUCCCGAGCUUCGGAUAAUUAUCAGCAGUGCGACGUUGCAGGCAGAAGACUUCCUUCGUUUCUUCGCUGGCGACGAGUUCAAUAGCGAACCAGACUCUGGAGAGAUGGGUGGAAAGAUCGGAAGGAUUAUUAGCCUGCAAGGCAGAAUGUAUCCUGUCGAUAUGCUUUUCCUGGACUCGCCAGCAGAAAAUUACGUUGAGCGAGCCGUCAAGACUGUUUUUGACAUACAUAUGCAAGAGGCGGAGGGUGACAUUUUAGUAUUCCUGGCUGGGCGAGAAGAAAUCGAUACGACAGUUCGGUUGAUAUCAGAGCGUGCAGAAGCACCGAAUCUACGAGCUCAAUCAUUACUCCCACUUCCUCUGUACGCUGGGCUCCCGACGGAGCAGCAGCUGUAUGUCUUCGAACCGGCCCCAGAGAACACACGAAAGGUCAUCGUGUCGACCAACAUAGCAGAGGCAUCUGUUACUAUCGAUGGGAUUGUCUACGUAGUGGACAGCGGCUUCGCCAAACUCAGAGCAUACAACCCAAACACUGGCAUUGAAACAUUAACUGCGGUUCCCAUCUCAAAGGCAGCAGCCACCCAACGUGCAGGGCGAGCCGGAAGAACUAAGCCAGGGAAGUGUUUCCAUCUUUACACCCAACAAGAGUAUGAACAACUGGCCGAGGUCACCGUGCCAGAGAUCCAACGGUCGAAUCUUGCGCCAAUGAUCAUGCAGCUCAAGGCGCUUGGAAUAGACAAUAUAGUACGGUUUGAUUUCCUGACACCUCCGCCUGCGGAGCUGGUAAUCCGCGGACUCGAGCUCCUGUACUCACUAGGAGCGGUGGACGAUUAUGCCAAGCUCACCAAGCCGCUGGGGGUACGAAUGGCGGAACUCGCAACUGAUCCCAUGAUGAGCAAGGUUCUCCUCACGGCACAAUCAUUCGGUUGCCUAAGCGAGAUUCUAACGAUUGCGGCCAUGGUCAGUCUCCAGGGAUUGGUAUGGGUUCAGCACGAGGGAGACAAGAUGGCAGCGGAAAGCAGUCGCAGGAAGUUUGCGGUUGAAGAGGGUGACCAUCUGACGUACCUCAACGUAUACCAAGCAUUCGUCACCAAGGGAAAGAAGGACUCCAGAUGGUGUCGAGAAAACCGGUUGAAUUACCGAUCCCUACUACGGGCCGUGAGCAUCCGAGCGCAGCUCAAGCGCUAUCUUGAACGCUUCGGUAUUCGGGUUGACGAAACGCUGUCAUCAAAUCAGCGACAUGCGGAUCUGAGCAGGCAGCCUGAACGGAUCCAAAGAUGUCUUGCGACGGGAUAUUUUGCUCAUGCGGCAAAGAUGCAGCCGGAUGGGACGUUCAAAACGGUCAGCGGGGGGCUUACUCUACAUGCGCAUCCCAGUUCAUUGAUGUUUAAUCGGAAAGCAGAUUGGGUCAUCUUCCACGAGAUACUACAGACGGGAGAGAAGAUAUAUAUUCGGGAUAUCACGAAGAUCGAGAAAGGGUAUCUGUUGGAGUAUGCACCUGAGUAUUACAGUGUUAAAUAAGAUUUCCCUUUGAUAAAAGGGACAAAGUAGUCGCACAGCAAUAUAAGCAUUUCCAAUCCCAAUCCUGGUAUGCCUGUUCAAAAA